Molecule: messenger RNA, 3492 nt
Organism: Stylophora pistillata
Lineage: Eukaryota; Metazoa; Cnidaria; Anthozoa; Scleractinia; Pocilloporidae
Product: metabotropic glutamate receptor 4
Biological process (GO): G protein-coupled receptor signaling pathway
Cellular component (GO): membrane
Molecular function (GO): G protein-coupled receptor activity
Source: RefSeq, a predicted model, not a curated record
AUGGCAACCAUUAAUGUGUCACCCAGCUUCGUCGUUCACACUUUUUAUUCUUUGUUAAUAACGGCUCUGGUGCUCACAAAACCUCUAAAUGUCGCAAGUUUGCAUCAAGCGAAGAUUUUUAAACCUGGGGACAUCAUUAUAGGCGGACUUUUCCCUGUUCAUAGAUCGACUUCGACGGACAGUUCGUGCACUUCCUUAUUCAAGGAAGGGGUCGUUUUAACUGAAGCCAUGGUUUACGCUGUGAAGUACGUCAAUGAAAAUAAACUGCUUCCCCAGCAAAUAACUUUAGGAUAUGAUAUUCGUGAUACUUGUGGCAAGGUAAUCACAGCGCUGAAGGAAUCUCUGGAUUUUGUAAAUGAAAGGAAGAAGGUUUCGAGUGAACGCGAAUCCAAUUCCACGACAAAUUUGUCGACCUUGACAUCGCUUCGAAAUCCGAUUGCAGUUUUGGGAGCAGGAAAUAGUGUUAUCUCAUCAGCGGUGAAUGAUAUUCUGAGCAUUUUUCGAGUGCCUCAAGUUGGCUACGCUUCCACGUCACGAUUAUUGAGCAACAAGAAUCGUUAUCCAACGUUUUUAAGGACAGUUCCCUCCGAUUCGCAUCAGGGAAAAGCGAUGGCGAGGAUCGUGUCCAAUUUGGGAUGGAAUUAUGUGGCAAUGUUUGCUUCAGAUGACGUAUACGGCCGACCAUUAGCAGAGACAUUCAAAACCGAAGCAAAAAAGCUUGGAAUAUGUUUGGCUCUUGAUAUUCUGAUCCCGUCCCACCCUCCCAAUGGCACGAUAAGAAAAUUGGUCAGCAAACUUCGCCAGAACAAAAAUCUCAAUAUAAUUUUACUCUUUGCUUCCGAAGAUGAAGCUGUUGAUUUCCUUCAAGAAGCCAUGCUGCAAAAUGUUGCUAAAAAGCUUUGGAUAGCUAGCGACUCUUGGGCAGACUCGCCGAAAAUUGCCGAGGACAACGCGGAGGUUGUCGAUGGCAUGUUACGAAUAAUCAACCAGCCGAUAGUUGUACCGGACUUCAUGAAAGACUUUUACAACUUGAACCCGUUUAACAAUCCUCAGAACUUCUGGUUUAGUCAGUUUUGGGAGGAAAUAUUUCAAUGCAGUAUUCUCAAACACAACAUGACAUUAUUAAAGGAAAACCGUUUUAGUCUAAGGGCCCAAUGCAAAGGGAAAGAAAAGCUGGCAGAUAAAUUCCUUCAAACAGAUGCAGUUUUUUCCCGAGUUUCUUACGUCCUAGAUGCGGUGCUCUCUAUUGUCUUCUCAGUUCGAAAAAUCUGUCAAUCAACACUUGAUACACAAACGAGUUCAGAAGUGCCCCGCAAGAAUGCUUGUAUCAACAAUAUCACACCUUCAUCAGUUUUGUCAAAGAUAUUUAACGUCACGUUCACUAGCGUGACAAACCGAACCGUAUUAUUCAACAAGAAUGGCGAUGGCAUGGGACGAUAUGAUAUAAUCAACUUUCAAAAACGCGCAGAAGGUGGACUUAACUCAACGUCUUUGAAAAUUGGGGAAUACGAUGGAGAAACAGGUUUCUUAAAAUUAGCCCGUAACUCAAUCCAUUUGCCAGGGGGUGUUACAUCUCCUUCUUUUGGCCUCUGCAGCCUGGAGUGUCCUCCUGGUACUUUCAAGGUGGUUUCGAAGCUCAUCUGUUGCUGGACUUGUUGGACUUGUCCCAGCGGCAGCAUAAGCAACACUGCAGGUGCUUCCUCUUGUACCCAGUGCCUCUCCAACAAAACUCCUAACGAAAGCAAAUCCAAAUGUGUUUCUCUUCCAAUAAGAUUCCUUCGCUGGGACAGCUCAUGGGCGUGGAUUGUAAAUGUUACCAUACUUCUUUGCGAGUUAACUUGUCUUAUCACCGUUGUUAUUUUUCUCCACAACAAAGAGACACCUAUUGUCAAGGCUGCUAACAGAGAGAUCAGCUUUUUGCUCCUUUUUGGGUUAAUGUCAGGAUUCCUGAUUCCUUUACUGUAUAUAGGUAGACCAACAGAUACCAUGUGCAAGAUACAAGUCAUUUCCUUCGGAACAAGCACCGUGUUUUCUUUGUCAAUGGUCUUGGCAAGAAUUAACCGAACGACUGUUGUUUUUAGAUAUAGCCAGGUAGCACGAAGGAGUCAAUCGAAAUUUGUAAGAAAAUACUUACGUUUGUUUUUAUAUAACCGAACGCAAAUCAUGCUCGCACUUGUUUUUACUGUCAUCGAGCUUUUGCUCUGUACUGCAUGGCUGUUGUCAAGGCCACCGAGGGUCACUACUCGCCGGCUCACCAUGAGAGAAAGAUUAUUGAUGUGUGAGGCGACUACCAGUUUAGGACAUAUAAUUUCGAAUGCGUUCAUCAUUUUUCUAAGUUUACUUUGUACAUUUGUAGCUUUCAAAUCGAGGAAGCUACCUCAGAAUUACAACGAAGCGAAGUUCAUUAGUUUCGCCAUGUUUGUGUUUAACUUCGUGUGGCUGACCUUUGUCAGUACUUUUUACGGAACUCCAGAGGGAGAGCAUAAUGUUAUCAUCAAUAGUUUUGCGAUUUUAGCAUCAAAUCUUGCCAUCUUGACUCUGAUAUAUGGUCCUAAGCUGUACAUUAUCCUUUUGCGGCCAGAUUUGAAUCAAAUGUCGGUGUUUAGAGCCAUCACGUCACAAUACACUUUCAGACCAAGUCGAAGAUCUUCCGCCAUUACAUCAGAUAUGAUGGGUAAUUCAUGCAUUUUGAAGGAAAAUAAAUAUGUACAAACCACCGUGGAAAUCAAAGAAGAAAUAUGCCAUGAACAAAUCUGCAAUGAACCUGUUCGUGUUGCAAUCGGCUUUAACAGUCAUGAUAAAGAAAUUAGUAAAACCGUAGAAGUGGAAGAAGAAGGUACAGAGAGCAAGGAACGGAAGGAUUUGGAACAUCGUACAUGGGGACACAUCAGGGUGCUUAACAUGAGGGCUAAGUCGGAUACCGCCUUGAGCAGAUCUUUUGACAACCCCCAUGCACUGGCUUUUGGAAAAACCGAAGGAAAGCGAGCAUGCGUGGAGCAUACUACGGACGAUGCGAACAUGCUCAUUCACCAGGAAAUCGUCAACCAAAGAGAAAAAUCGUCUCAUCGUAAAUACACAAGUUUGAAUGAAUUGCAAUAUCCUUUGAAGGCAGAGGCAGCAAAAGAAAGCAUGCAUCAUUUAUAUCGACAGGAGAAAGAACGGUGUGCAUUCUCAUCCAAAAAACAAUUGGAAAGUGAAGUGUGAGCAAACUUCUCUGAAAAACGUAACUAAACGAGAAACGUUCGAAUGCUCCGUGUUCAGAGAGCCUAAAAUCUUAUUCACUCGCUUCUGCCUUUCUCUCUAAUUGCCUCUAAGUCUUGUUAUGACACAUGACUUACCACGAAAAUUCUAAUUGUUCGAGAGCAUACAGUUAAAAUACGAUAGCGUGUGAAGUUGACAUGAUAAUCCAAUAUUUGCAACAUCUUUGGGUUAUAAUGUCGAGUUUAAAGUCUACCUAGUUUCCAAGCCCCUCUUCUGUUAGUGUCAACAAAC